Puntigrus tetrazona (Sumatra barb) is the source of this 3118-nucleotide messenger RNA. It is a transcript of the gene loxl3a, whose product is annotated as lysyl oxidase-like 3a. Bases 379 to 2574 code for a protein of 731 amino acids. Gene Ontology annotation, cellular component: membrane. The transcript is spliced from 14 exons. Gene Ontology annotation, molecular function: copper ion binding; protein-lysine 6-oxidase activity. Gene Ontology annotation, biological process: peptidyl-lysine oxidation. Lineage: Eukaryota; Metazoa; Chordata; Actinopteri; Cypriniformes; Cyprinidae. The record is from RefSeq and is a predicted model, not a curated record.
UUUCCAUUCAGUGACUCUGAGAGAGACCUCUGCAUAAGGCCUGCCUCCUCGUAAACCUGUGAACCGGGCAGAUACACGGCAGUCCCAGCUCAACCCCUGCAGCCUGCCAGCUCUUUCUCUCUCUCUCUCUCUCUCUCUCUCUCUCUCUCUCUCUCUCUCUCUCUCUCUCUCUCUCUCUAUUUGCAGACAGCAGCAGCGUCCUGUGAUUUCUCUUGAUGCUCUGGACUUCCACCGACUGAUCAAACUGUGAUUAAAUCUCAACUGAGCCCCACAGCCAAUUGAUUUGAAAGAAAAACUGUGCAAGAUCCUGCAUUCAAUUUUUCUUGCUCUCAUCAUCUCUCACACUUUCAAGCCGUACUGAGAGGAAGAUUGUGGGAUAUGUUGAUUGCCAUGGUGCUAUGGGGUAUCUGGCUGCCCUGCUGUCUCGGCCAGACCACCUCACCCUCUCAGGAUGGAAAAAUGAAGUUUCGCCUGUCAGGAUACCCUCGCAAGCACAACGAAGGGAGAGUGGAGGUGUUUUACAAUGGAGAGUGGGGCACUAUCUGUGAUGACGACUUCACCUUGGCCAACGCUCAUGUUCUCUGCCGCCAUCUAGGGUUUGUGGAGGCUCUGAGCUGGUCGCACAGUGCCAAGUAUGGACCAGGCACCGGUAAAAUCUGGCUGGAUAACGUCAUGUGUGGAGGAUCUGAAAACAGCAUAGAGAAAUGUGUGUCGCGUGGCUGGGGGAACAGUGACUGCACGCACCAGGAGGAUGCAGGGGUGGUGUGUAAAGAUGAGAGACUUCCAGGCUUUGCAGAUUCCAACAUCAUUGAGAUGCAGGUGGAUGAAAACCGAAUGGAGAAGAUCCGUCUGCGUCCGCUCUCUGGUGCCCAUGCUGGCCGUAUGCCUGUGACGGAGGGAGUGAUAGAGGUGAAGUUUAAGGAAGGAUGGGGUCACAUCUGCAACACUGGCUGGAACACCAAGAACUCUCGAGUGGUGUGUGGCAUGAUGGGAUUCCCUUCACAGAGAACUAUGGGAAAGAAACCAAGCAGUCUCCAGGCUGUGUAUAGGAUUCACUCAGUGGCCUGCACAGGAAAUGAGGCCCAUCUUUCAGCAUGCUCUAUGGAGUUCAGCAAGGCAAACUCUAGCGCCUCCUGUGCCGAUGGAGGAGCUGCUGUAGUCAGCUGUGUGUCCGGGCCACAGUUUACACAGAGCAGAGCUCGUAGAGUCAAGCUGAAUCCAAUGUCUCAUGUGCGUCUGAAGGGUGGGGCGAAGACGGGUGAGGGUCGUGUGGAGGUCCUAAAGGGGAGUGAGUGGGGUACGGUCUGUGACGACCACUGGAACCUGCAGUCAGCCAGUGUAGUGUGUAGAGAGCUGGGCUUCGGCACUGCUAAAGAGGCUCUGACUGGAGCACGAAUGGGCCAAGGUAUGGGUCCAAUCUACAUGAAUGAAGUUCAGUGUCGUGGUGAAGAGAAGAGCUUGUGGGACUGUCCUCAUAAGAGCAUCACUGCUGAAGACUGCAAACACAUGGAGGAUGCCUCCGUCAUCUGCAACAUCCCCUACAUGGGCUUUGAGAAAUCGAUCCGCCUGACAGGGGGUCGAACACGGUUGGAAGGCAGGGUUGAGCUGCUGCUCUCUACAGGCAAUGGGGUGAGGGACUGGGGUUUGGUCUGCGGGGAUGGAUGGACGUCUCGGGAGGCCAUGGUAGUGUGCAGGCAGCUGGGGUUGGGACAUGCCAGCAGUGGCCUGAGAGAAACAUGGUACUGGGACAGCAGUAAUGUGACGGAGAUGCUUCUGAGCGGAGUGAAGUGUAAAGGAGAUGAGAUGACUCUGACCGACUGUCAGCAUCAUUCAGUGGUCAGCUGCAAAAGAGCGGGAGCGCAGUUCUCUGCCGGCGUCAUUUGCUCACACACGGCUUCAGACCUUGUGUUGAACGCUCCACUGGUGGAGCAGACGGUUUACAUCGAGGACCGACCUUUGCACUUGCUGUACUGCGCAGCAGAGGAGAACUGCCUGGCAAAAUCAGCUGCUCAAGCCAGCUGGCCGUAUGGUCACCGUCGCCUGCUGCGCUUCUCCUCAGAGAUACACAACAUCGGCAAGACUGACUUCCGGCCACGGCUCGGACGACACUCCUGGGUGUGGCACGAAUGCCACAGGCACUAUCAUAGUAUGGAUAUCUUCACCUAUUAUGACCUGCUGUCUUUAAAUGGGACCAAAGUGGCAGACGGACAUAAAGCCAGCUUCUGCUUAGAGGACACUGAGUGCCAUGAAGGUGUUUCAAAACACUAUGAGUGUGCCAACUUUGGUGAGCAGGGCAUCACCGUGGGCUGCUGGGACUUGUACAGACAUGAUAUUGACUGCCAGUGGAUUGAUAUCACAGAUGUUAAACCAGGAAACUACAUUCUUCAGGUCGUAAUAAACCCCAACUUUGAGGUAGCUGAGAGCGACUUCACCAACAAUGCUAUGCGGUGCAACUGCAAAUACGAUGGCAACCGUGUCUGGUUGCAUAAAUGUCAUCUUGGAGAUUCGUUCAGCGAGGAGGCUGAGAAAGAGUUUGAACAUUAUCCUGGGCAGCUCAACAACAGGAUCUCUUAACAUUUUUGCAAAUGAACCCAGGGAACCCAGGAACUGCAAAAACCACACGACUCUUGACAAAAAGAAAUUUUAAUCACUUAAUUUUUUCUCUUUUGAUUCCAUUGCUACUGCGGUCCAAUCAGAUGUUGUCAUGCUGAGUUUACUUUAAGAUUAGGUCAUCAGACAUUAUCAUGUAGCCAAGGGCUUUAGAGACAGAACAGAGCUGUGAUUGUGGCCUGGGCUUUUGUCCAUGCAAAUGUACGUGGUUGGUUUAGAGGAAGACAAUAGCUAUACACUUCCUCUUGUACAAACACCUCAGAGCAGACGUUCACGUGAAACACGUUUCCUUUAAUGAAUUUUAAACAUGUAUCAGGGAAUUAUAAAAGAUGCUUUGUAUGGGUUUAUAGACCGAUUGCUGAUGGAAUUGAAGACUUGUACUUCAUCACAGUACAUGCAUUUAUGUGUAUGCCCAUGCAGGAUUUGCGUGUGCCUUGUGUAUAUUUGUAGAUUUCUGGAAUGUCCUAUAAUCAUGUUUGUAAAAUAUAGAAAUCUGCACUUUUAAAAA